GUGUUUUUCCCUUUUGCUUUUUUGUGAUUUAGGGACCCAUUUAGUUGUGGACACUUUUGUUUUUUUUUGCAUUUUCAAAAAUUAAGAUUUUUUUAGAGAAUUACAACUUCAAAUAAGAUUUUUUUCAACCGCUAGGAUAAAAUGGCUUCAGCUAAGUUCAAACUGUUUUUGUGGUCUGCGUGAGAGAUGAUGAUGGAUUCGUUAGCUUCUCCAUGGAUUUCAAGAUCAUCCCUCAUCCACUCGCCAUUUUCUUCUUCUUCUUCUUCUUCUUCUUCUUCGAAUCAGAAUUUGUUGAAGUAUCAAUUGUGCUUUUCUCUCUCUGGCCGGCUUGGGUAUUGUCGAGCUCAAUAUGUAGCAAAUGACAACAAAGUUGUGUUCCGCGAUGCUCUAUAUUAUUCUAGAACCGCUGCCAGUCAUGCCAGAGUUACUUCCUUUCUACCAGGGAGAUUUUGUGGACACUUUGCAUCACAGGGAAGGUUCAAGUGUCCCAUUAGAAGAAACAAGGGCUGGGGCUCAAGAACUGCUGCAUGGAGAACAAGCUGUCUCUUGGAAGCUACAGUUUCUUCUCCCUGCAUCGAACUCUCAGCAUCAGAGGCCACCAUUCCCCGAGCGUCACUUAAUUCCAUGCAUAGGUUGGUCGUAGCAGAACUAGACCCUACUACAGCAAAGUUGUUAAUCGGGAUCCUUGGACCAUUUCUCUCAGUAUUUAGCUUUUUGUUUAUUCUGAGAAUAGUGAUGUCGUGGUACCCAGGGCUCCCAGUGGGGAAGUUCCCAUUUGUAAUAGCACAUGCUCCGACCGAACCACUUCUGGUUAUUACGCGGAAGCUGAUUCCACCGCUUGGCGGAGUGGAUGUAACUCCGGUGGUCUGGUUCGGGUUGAUCAGUUUCCUCAGCGAAAUAUUAGUCGGCCCCCAGGGCCUUCUUGUCCUCCUCUCCCAACAGGUUUAGUUGAUAUGCCUAGAAGAUGCAUCUAGGGUGUUGUUCAAUAUGUUUGUUUGUUUUAUUUUUUGAUUUGAUUCCCAAGGAAUUUAAAAUUGUGAAGACUGACCUCGAUCAUUUUAUUUCUUAAUGAUAGAAUGUCUUGUUCCCCACA
Molecule: messenger RNA, 1093 nt
Organism: Malania oleifera
Lineage: Eukaryota; Viridiplantae; Streptophyta; Magnoliopsida; Santalales; Ximeniaceae
Product: protein COFACTOR ASSEMBLY OF COMPLEX C SUBUNIT B CCB3, chloroplastic
Exons: 3
Coding region: 187-948 (253 amino acids)
Cellular component (GO): chloroplast thylakoid membrane
Source: RefSeq, a predicted model, not a curated record